This is a messenger RNA of Toxorhynchites rutilus septentrionalis, 1481 nucleotides long. RefSeq lists its product as uncharacterized. The record is from RefSeq and is a predicted model, not a curated record. The transcript has 5 exons. Bases 681 to 1481 code for a protein of 266 amino acids. Lineage: Eukaryota; Metazoa; Arthropoda; Insecta; Diptera; Culicidae.
CUGUCAGUGGGCUUUGUCAUUAGUCAUUUUGUUUCAACAGUGCUAGGGUUUAGACUGUAAUCGCGACUUAUGGCGCAAAAAGUGAAUUGGAAGCGAAAGUGAAAGAAAUAUUUUUGCGGAGAAAAUUUAACAAAUACUGCAGGUAUUGUAAAUAUCUUAUAUUUUAUUUGAAAAAGUGUUGAAUUUUAUUUUAUUCGCAGGUUCAGAUAUCCAGGGAGAUUGAAAUCCUGUUCCAGAGAAAAAAAGACAGCGUUGCCUUUUCUUCACGGCCAUUUUGAGCGCGUUUUUACAGUGUUUCGACCAUUCGGAACCACGGUCUAAGGUCACUUCGACAAAGGCGAUGGAGUUGAAGCAUCAAUGCCUUCCCGGGGGAGUACCGUUAGUCGCUGAUUGAAUAUCGAUUGGAACCGAAGAAGCCUAAUUGGGAAAAAUUCGCGAUGUCAGAAAUACCUUCGGCAAAAAAUCAAGAAAAAUCCAAAAUCAGUCCGGCUUGGGAGUUCUUUAAAAAAAUUGACGGGAACAAUGUACAAUGUAAAUUAUGUUUGCAUAUUCUAAGUUUUUGCCGCAACACGAGCAACAUGCUCAAUCAUUUGACAUUCAAGCAUAAAAAUUUGGCCAUCUAAAUUCAAGGACGAAAAAGAACAGCAUCACAAGAAUCUUGAAUUGAUACUACUCCCAAAAUGGGUCCACGGCAACAAACUAUUACAUCGGCUUUCGAUCGUCCUUUUUCAUACGGAGCUGGCGGUACCAAAGGAAAAGAAAUAACAACUUGUGUCAUGUACAUGGUGUGUACGGAUAACAUGCCUCUUUGUACAGUAGACAAGAAAGGAUUUCGUCAACUAAUGAAAACUGUAUGCCCACUAUAUAAUGUGCCGCACGAGACACAGUUUCGCGAGAUCCUGAAAAAUAAAUUUAUAAAAAGCAAAGAAAUUGUCAGAAACCGCCUCCGAUCGAUCACAAGCAUCUGUCUAACGACAGAUGUUUGGACCGAAAUGUUAAACGUCAGAAGCUACUUGGGGAUCACUGGGCAUUUUAUUCAUGAUUCUCAACUACACUCCGUUUUGCUAGGAGUUGUUGAAUGCAAACAAUCGAAAACAUCAGAAUACAUUGCGAAUCUGUUGCGGGUUUGCUGCGACGAUUGGGGUAUUAAAAACGAAACAAUUUCUUGUGUAACGACCGAACUCGGUGCAAACAUACAAGCAAAGCAGUCCUUGUACAAAGAAGCAUACGCAGCUCGGAUGGAGCCGGUCAUAGAAGAGGAUAACGACGAUGAACUGGAUGGUGUUGAGGAUCAUUGUACGAUAGAGGUUUCCAUUACACCAGAGAAAAAUAGGAUAUAUAUAAUCAAGAAGAUGAAAACAAUAAUCAAGUUCUUCAAAGCAAGUGAAACAGCCACCAGAGAACUGAUAAAACUGCAGUUGGCCGAUAAUAAAAAGGAAGGACAAUGUCUAGGACUAGUGUUGGAUGUCCGAACACGAUGA